Racocetra persica is the source of this 459-nucleotide messenger RNA. Lineage: Eukaryota; Fungi; Glomeromycota; Glomeromycetes; Diversisporales; Gigasporaceae. The record is from the annotation of a GenBank genome assembly.
AUGAAUAGUCCCCGAGUUUACGAGUUAAUUGGAGAAAUCCGAGGCAAAACCCAAGAGAAGGUUUACCAAGGAAAACAGGCUGGGAGUGUUUAUUAUCGGUUAGAGUGUCGGAUUGAGAACAAAGACGGGAUAAAGGAGAUUUUUGCUUUUCAGGAAACGAUAAAAGAUGGAGCAAUUUGGCAGAGCAUUCAGCAAUGCCAAUAUGUCGACAAAAGAUACUUAUUUUUUUCACGAAUUAAAAACAUUGAGAAAAAAAUACGGCAGACUUGUAAUGUUUGCUUUACGACUUACCAAUUAAUCGAGAACCAUAUCCGAUUAAGAAGUAAUCAGCAAGAACAAUGCCUCGGCAAAUGUUUGGAGAAAUGGAAUAAGAGCCUCCAAGAGCAUUACGAAGAAAGAGCAUUAAUCCACAUUGCCAAGCAAGAGAAGAAAAAAGACGAAGAGGGGGAGAAAAUUUGA